AAUAUCUUUUAGUAAAAAGUUUAUAUUCAAAUUAUAAUGGGAAAAGGGGAUCACUGUGCUGUUUAUGGCUGUGAUAACGAUAGAAGAUAUCCUGAAAAAUAUAUCGUUUCCGAUCACGUUGGUAUUCUUCGCUUUUUUUCUCCGAAAAACGCGAAAGACAAGAGUGCUUGGCAAAAGCUGAUCAACAGGAAAAACUUCAAAGUCACUACGAAUACGAAGGUUUGUUCUAAUCAUUUUCUUGCUGGUUAUCGUUCCGAGGGCUGUCCCAAUCCAACUUUGUAUCUAAAAGGAUACCAAUCAAAAGAAACCAGUAAACGACUACCGCCGAAAGAUAGAAGCAAAUCAAAUAUUCCGAAAAGAAAGAGACGAAAAAUUCUGUGUGAAGGCAGUACUGAGAAAAGCUUUGAGCAUCAGGAUAAGGCUUUUUUUGCUGCUGAAAUCACUGCUCCUGAGCAGUGUACUGAGCCAGAGUCUGUGCACGAAGACAGUCCACAUAUAAAUUGUACAACAGACUUGGAUGUUACACGUUAUGAUUAUGAUGAUAGCUACAGCUUUGAAAGUGAUAAACAUGACCUCAUUGACUGUUUUUGCCAGGGCAAUGUUAAAACGUUGAAAAGAAAUUUAUUUAUUGAACAAGCUAUUUGCCAGAAGAAUUGCUACCGCUACACUGGAUUGUCACUAGAAAAGUUGAACUUAGUUUUCAGUUUGAUUAAAGAGAAAGCAAAGAGUCUAAGGUAUUGGAGAGGUUCUACUGAUACAGCCACUGCCCAGUCUAUUAAAAGAGGGCAUGUCUCAAGAGUAUUGACACAUUGGGAAGAAUUCAUUCUUACUCUUGUCAGGACACAAAAAGGAUUUGAUGUCAUGUUUUUGGCUGAUACAUUUUCUGUUUCAGCUAGUCAUGUUUCCCGGAUUUAUACAACUUGGGUUAAAUUCCUGCCUAACGAGCUUUCAUUCCUUGUGCCUUGGCCAAGUAAGUCUGAAAUCAAAGAGAAACUACCUAAGCGAUUUCAGAAAUUUAAAAACUUAAGGAUAAUUAUUGAUUGCACAGAAUUUUUUAUACAAAAACCUAAGAUACCUGGGAGCCAGAAAAUCUCAUGGAGCAGCUAUAAGCAUUGGAACACUGCUAAACUAUUAGUUGGCAUUACCCCUACUGGUAUUUUUUCCUUCAUCCCACCCCUUUGGACUGGUUCAAUAUCUGACAAGGAAAUUGUCACCAACUCUGGUCUCAUAAACUUGCUAGAAAAAGGUGAUGGUGUCAUGGCUGAUAAGGGAUUCCUUGUUAGAGAUCUACUUGUGGUUAAGAAAGUUCACCUUAUUUCUCCUGCCUAUUGUCGUGGACCAAUACUUUCCUCUCGUUGAACAACUCAUACUCGGCGUGUGGCAUCAUUAAGAUCUCAUGUCGAAAGGAAUAUAUUGAAACUAAAGCAAUUUCAGAUUUUGUCAGGAGUUAUUCCAUUAACAUUAAAACCAGUUUUGGACAACAUUUUGUUUAUGUGUGCCGCUUUAUGUAAUUUAGGAAAGCGUGGUAUAAUGUAAUCCUUACAUAAUCUAAAAUAAAUUAUACUUAAUAUUUUUAUUUUGAAAAACUGUUAUUUGUAAAUAUAAAAUUUUAUCAUUGUACAUAUUUCAAUAAAAGACUACUAAUAAUAUAAUUCUUAUAGAAAAGAAACACAGUUUUAAAUACAUCACUCCAGAAGUCAGCAUCAAA
Molecule: messenger RNA, 1708 nt
Organism: Xenia sp. Carnegie-2017
Lineage: Eukaryota; Metazoa; Cnidaria; Anthozoa; Malacalcyonacea; Xeniidae
Exons: 1
Coding region: 37-1359 (440 amino acids)
Source: RefSeq, a predicted model, not a curated record